Messenger RNA from Tuber aestivum (summer truffle), 961 nucleotides. The record is from the annotation of a GenBank genome assembly. Lineage: Eukaryota; Fungi; Ascomycota; Pezizomycetes; Pezizales; Tuberaceae.
AGUACCAUAGCUGGAUUCGAGAUUACUAAGUCUGAUCUCGAUGUCGUUCUCGUGUCUCCCUAUCUGGAGGACUUUUUCUGCACCCCUGACAAGAGUGACGAAUCCAAUUCUCUUCUACAUAAUCUGGCGAAAGAAUUUCAGUCUGUGGGGUUCGAGGUUACGCUACUCUUAAAGACCCGUGUACCUAUAAUGAAGCUUGCACUGAAGGCUACACAUGAGAACUCAAUUGACUUGAGUUGCGACAUCGGGUUUAAUAAUUACCUGAGAGUGGAUAAUACUAGGACGCUGCAAAUACAUAGUCGAUGCGAUGCAAGAGUGAAGCAAAUGGUUGUUUUCAUAAAGGUAUUUACGCUUUCACCUGAAUUCUGGCCUCGCAAUCCCCUUGGCAAUUCAGAAUUUUGUGAACUUGACACUAUCACAUGCCAGUGGUGGGCCGAGAAGACACAUUAAUAACCCAUACCGUGGUGCCCUUUUUUCUUACGGUCACGUUCUCAUGAUCAUCCAUUUUCUGAUCAAAGUGGUUGGCCCCCAUGUUUUGAUGAAUCCGCAGCAUACCACGAUCCCCGAAGACGCACCGCCUGACCAGGCAUUUGGUGAGGGUGACGAAGGAGAGCAUUAUGUUUGGUAUGCUGAAGAUAUCGAAAAUCUUCCCAGGACCAGGAACCAAAUGCAUGUCGACCAGCUCCUACAUAGCUUCUUCGAAUACUAUUCACAUAGGUUCCAAUGGGGAAGAGAGGUCAUCUCCAUCCCGACCCAACGCGGCAUAUUUAGUAAGUAAGGUAAGGGUUGGGUUACGGCUGUUGCUAGGCCGUGGAGGAGCGGGCAUACUCAGAUAAAAGAUGGAUACUUGUUUGCCAUCGAGGACCCUUUCGAAAUCAGCCACAAUGUGGGCAGGACCUGCUAUCCCACCGGAGUAGACAGGGUUCGAUCAGAGUUCAAAAGAGCCUUGAACAUUAUUAGG